Phascolarctos cinereus (koala) is the source of this 1218-nucleotide messenger RNA. Its product is annotated as transmembrane protein 217B. NCBI's taxonomy places the organism in Eukaryota, Metazoa, Chordata, Mammalia, Diprotodontia, Phascolarctidae. The record is from RefSeq and is a predicted model, not a curated record.
AUGUGCAUCCUUGCUGCCUGCUGGGGGGGGCACGCGCCUCCUUACUGCCCUUGGUGCAGCCCAGCCUCUGCAGUGGAGGGAGCCAGUGAGCCAAGGGCCCCCCCACUCCCUCCUGCUGCCCCACCCCAGGCUACAGGUGUGGCCUGCUCCCUGCUGGGACAGCUGGCAGGGCUGCCCCAGGACCCAGUCAGACCGAAGGUGCUUCGAGUCUUGAGGAGGGGGGAGAGGACCCCGAGCACUGGCAGGGUUCCUGCUGCUACAGAUGGGAUGUUUUGGCUACAAAAAUGCAAGAUGAGCCCCAGGCUGGGGUCUUUCAUGGCGGGCAUUUUCACCAUCUUCCUCACCAUCCAGUCCCUCAUUCUCGACUUGAACCAGACGUCUUCCUUCGGGAAGGAUCCCAACAAAUUCAACAUCUACAAGGAGCUCCGUGGAGUGGUCUUCUGGGCUUUCAGUCACAAGAAUAAUAUCACCAUCUUCCUGUCCAUCACCACGCUCCUGGCUAGCUGCUUCCUCCUCUACUCUGUGCACAUGAAACUCUACCUGGGCCUCUUCAUCUACAUCCUCUGGAUCAUCACUUACGAAAUCACCUGCUUCUCCCUAAUCCUGCUCAUCUCUCAGGCCAUCCAGCCUCCCUUUCUGCCAAUAAAGCACUUCCUGUGGAUUAACCAAAUUUCCCGCAUGAUCCUCCAGGCCUUCUGGCUACCCUUUGUCAUGACCUAUGCCUAUAGUCUCUUUAAGGGCCCAAAUCACUUGGCCAAGAAGAGUCCCCGUACCAAAAAGGAGUAUGACACUGCAUCAGAGUACUGGUCCCAUAUAGGUAUAAUGCCCUAUGAACAAAAGCUCACCUGAUCUUUGUUAGGAGAAAGGAAGAGAGGGAAUCCAACCCUGGAUUUCCAGGUCUCCCUACUUCCUACCCUCUAAUCCCUGAUCCUGAUGCUGAUUUUUUUUAACUAAAAGUAAAUAAAUUUAUUCAUAAAAUAAAAAAGUUAGUUUUAGUUAGUUGCUAAAAUAUGUACAGUAAUCCCCAAAAGGUGAAUUGUUUUAUUUCUUUUCCAUGUGAGAACCCAUCUAUUCUGAUGCUGAUUCUAGUUCCAAGUUACUGAGGAUCCUUUUAUUUUUUCCAAGUAAGAUUUUGUUCCGCAGGCAAAAUGUGAGGGGAAGGGGGGAAAUGUGGAGAGCAAGAGUGUGCUUGGACUGCUUGUUAUCUGUAUCUACUCA